GCCGUGCUUCCGAGCAAAUCCUAUGCUUAAACCCUACACAGCAUCCAAAUUGAAAAUGGAUCAGACCGCUUCUUCCUUCUGCACAACUUCUCUAGGGUUAAAGCAUCCAUCAAACUUCGGCUCUUGUAGAUUGGAAUAACAUUCUUAGGCGUUACACCGAUCACAGCACCGGAUCCACGAGAGGAGAGGCGAUGCUGGGCAUGGCAUUAUAAGAGAGGUCGUUGAGAAGCAAUGGAGCAGGACACAGAAGGUUUCGUUGCCGCUGAGGCCACCACCCUCUAGAACAACCUGAGGAAUCCCGCCUCGGAUUUUCUUUUCCGCGCAAAACAAUGAGAUUUUCAAAAGUUUCUUCAUCUCAAUGGCUGUCUCGCUCCUGCAGGAACCCCAAGGUCCUUUGCUCAGCUUCGGCCAAGCAUACUCAUGAUCUAAUUUUCGGGGAGAAAACUGCGUUAGAAACAACGAUUUCAGAGCAACCAGCUUCAGCUAAAUCUGAUUCAGAAAUCGAUUUUUCAAGGGAACACGAUUCUAAGAUGGGACUUUUAGAGGAACCCAACUCCAAAAUUGGAAAUUUGGAGCUAUCCGUUUCAGGAAUUUCUCGGAAGGCGGACUCGGAAACUUCUAAAGACUCUAGGUGUGCCCAAUCUAGCCCCCUUGUUUCAGAGAAUGGGCAAAAAAUUUUCUCUCGUAGUGCAGAUACAGUACUUACUCAAGACCAUGUAAUAGAGGUUCUUCUUAACAACCAACACGAUCCUAUAUCAGCAUUGAAAUAUUUCGAAUGGGCCGAGAAACAGCGAGGAUUUGUUCGAGGUGUGGAUGCAUUGUGUAUUGUGCUUCACAUCAUUGCACAGUCAAGCAAAUCUUCUACUGCUCAACAUCUGCUGAAUCGAUGUGUUUCUGGUAAUUCUAUUCCCAGUGUAGAUGUUAUGGUUAAUCACCUAAUUGAGAGCUCAAAAAGGUGUGAAUCAAAUCCACUUCUGUUUAGUUAUUUAUUGAAUAGCUACAUACGGGCUGGGCGGUUUGAAGAGGCAGUGGAAUGUUUUUAUAGGUUGGUUAGGAGUGACAUUGUUCCUGGACUUACGUAUAGAAAUAUUCUCCUAACUUCAUUGGUUAGGGUGAACAUGACUGGGAAAGUUAGGGAUUUGUAUAGAGAGAUGACGGAGAGAGGUAUAGAAUGCAAUUGCUUCACUUUAAAUGCUGUGAUGCGCGCUUGUUUGAAAGAAGGGAAUCCUGAGGAGGCUGAGAGGUAUUUUAGAGAAAUGAAUGCUAGAGGAGUUAAACUUGAUUCAGUUGCAUAUAAUACAGUUAUCCAUGCUGUUUGUAAGAUACCUGAUUCAAAGUUGGCAGGCAAGUUGUUUAAAGAAAUGAAGGAUAUGGGGUGGGCUCCCCAUGAAGAUACAUAUACUAGCAUCAUUGGUGCUUGUGUGAAGCAAGGAAAUAUUGUAGAAGCAUUUAAACUGAAGGAUGAUAUGGUUAACAAUGGAUUACCCAUGAAUUUGGUGGUUGCAACAAGCCUAAUAAAGGGAUAUUGCAUUCAAGGGAACUUGGAUAGUGCUUUAGAUUUGUUCUCCCAGGUGUCUGAAGGCGGAAUUACUCCAAACAAUGUCACGUAUGCAGUUUUGAUUGAGGGAUGUUGUAGAAAUGGAAAAAUGGAGAAGGCAUACGAGCUUUAUGUUCAGAUGAAACUCAUGGAUUUAUACCCCAGUGUCUUUAUUGUCAAUUCCUUGAUUCGAGGAUUCUUGAGAUCUCAAUUAUGGGAAAAGGCAUCUAAUCUAUUUGAUGAGGCAGUUGAAUGCAAAGUUGCUAAUGUUGUCACAUAUAAUAUUCUCAUAAAUUGGCUUUGCAAACAUGACAGGUUCAGUGAAGCUUGCACACUAUGGAGUAAGAUGGUAGAUACAGGAGUGGUUCCAACUGUGGUUUCUUACAACAAUCUGAUACUUGGUCACUGCAAACAAGGGAAUACUACCUUGGCAACUACUGCCUUUUCUGAAAUGCUUGAGAGGGGUGUCAAACCAAAUGUAAUCACCUAUUCUAUUUUGAUGGAUGGAUAUUUCAAAAAAGGAGAGAUUGAUAAAGCUUUCAACAUGCAUAACCAAAUGUUGGGAUUAAGGAUUGCUCCCAAUGACUUCACAUAUAAUACUAUCAUUAAUGGUCUUUGCAAAGCUGGUCGAACAUCUGAGGCAAGUGAUAUGCUGAAGAAGUUUGUCAAAGAGGGUUGUGUUCCCACUGCUAUAACUUACAAUAGCAUUAUUGAUGGAUUCAUAAAAGAGGGUUCCAUGGACUUGGCAUUGAUGACUUACAGGGAAAUGUGUGAGAAAGGGAUAUCCCCAAACGUUGUUACUUUCACCAGUUUGAGUGAUGGGUUUUGCAAAAACAAUAAUAUAGAUCUUGCGCUGAAGAUGAAAAAUGAGAUGAUGAGCAAGGGUCUUGAACUAGAUGUUAUGAUGUAUAAUGUUUUAAUUGAUGGUUUUUGUAAAAGAGGAGAUAUGAAAAGUGCACAUGAGCUUUUCACUGAUCUACUUGCAUCCGGUUUAAUUCCAAAUACUGCCAUUUACAAUAGUCUAAUUGGUGGAUUUAGAAACCAGAACAACAUGGUGGCAGCACUUGCUUUGCAUAAGAGAAUGUGUGAUGAGGGGAUUCCUUGUGAUUUGGCAAUUUAUACUACAUUAAUUGAUGGGUUACUGAAAGCAGGCGAUUUAGUCAUUGCAUCAGAGCUUUACACAGAGAUGCUAAGCAAGGGUUUCUUGCCUGACAGGAUUACUUAUACUGUUCUUGUACAUGGUCUUUGCAACAAAGGACAGCUAGAGAAUGCACGCAAAGUCUUGGAAGAGAUGGAAAUAAAGAAAAUGUCUCCCAAUGUUCUUAUUUAUAACACAUUGAUUGCUGGAUAUUUCAAGGAAGGAAAUUUACAAGAGGCUUUUAGAUUGCAUGAUGAAAUGCUUGACAAAGGCCUGGUACCUGAUGAUGCAACUUAUGAUAUUCUUGUAAAUGCAAAGUUUGAAGAUAAAUCCUCUUGUCUUAGGGCCUAAGUUAUCUUAAAUCAUCAGGCACAUUGUUGUAUUUUACUUUUUGGCUUUGCACCUUGUGCAUUUGUCAUCAUUGCAGGCCUAUUGCAACUUCUCAUACUUUAUUUUUAAAUGGGUGAAUAUUUUACUUUAUUUGUACAUGAAUGUUAUAUUCUUCAUAUUUCUUCUCUAC
Messenger RNA from Nelumbo nucifera (sacred lotus), 3195 nucleotides. RefSeq lists its product as uncharacterized. Gene Ontology annotation, molecular function: protein binding. The record is from RefSeq and is a predicted model, not a curated record. NCBI's taxonomy places the organism in Eukaryota, Viridiplantae, Streptophyta, Magnoliopsida, Proteales, Nelumbonaceae.